ACUCAAGUUAGUCAAGUACCCAACCCGUCCAAUAACCAAGUCUACCUUGUUGUAGUUUGUAGUGGCGGAUCAAUGUCACGCUGGUUCGAAAACACGGGAAUUACCCCUCUCUCUCUCAAUUCUCAAACGCACGACUGACGACACUUCGUCGCCGACCACCGACGAGCAGACCUGCAUUCCGGCGGUGAGGAGGCGCCCCCCCAAUUCACUUCAGUCGAGUUGUCGACUCACACUCUCAAAAGCCACAAUACACACUUCUUUUCAGCUAUUAUUGCGAAACAUAGCCAAUAUAUGGAAGUAUAUAUAUCCAGCCGAUGGAGAAAUAACAAAAAGAGAUGCAUUUGCCUCAACACAUUGCAGCUUGUGCUUCACUUUUGGAACUCUGUUGCACAACUAAGAAUCUCCAGCAACUCCAGCAAAUCCACUGUCAAACCAUAAAAAUUGGCACUUCUUACAAUGACUUUAUUAGAGCAAAGCUCAUCUCUUCUUACACCUCAUGUGCUCAAUUGUCCGAUGCUCAUUAUAUCUUCUCUGUUACAAACCGUAAAUCUACCUUUCUCUAUAACACCCUGAUCAGAGGCUACGCUUCCAGUAAACAAUUCCAUCUUUCUCUUUCUUGUUUCCAUCAAAUGAUCCUCGCCCGCAAAUCCAUUAAUGUCAACACCCUCCCCGCCGUCCUCAAAUCUGUCUCUGCACUUUCGCUCUUUACACUUGGCCGACGUAUCCACACUGUCAUUUUGGUUCAUGGCUUAAGCUCCGACCUUGCCCACUGCAACGCCUUGAUUACCAUGUAUGGUAAAUGUGGUGACUUGCAUUCCGCACGCACACUGUUUGAUAGAAGGCUUGAGAGGAACUUGAUUACUUGGUGUGCCAUCAUGGGUGGGUAUGCAAUGCAUGGGAAUUUUGAUGAGGUUUUCUUCUUGUUUGAUAGGAUGUUAGAAUCAGGUGUUUCACCUGACGGGGCCAUAUUCACUACGCUUCUUACGGCUUGUAGUCAUGGAGGGAGAAUUCAGAAAGGGAGGGAAUGCUUUCAAAUCAUGGUUGAGAGGUUUUGUUUGAGGCCGAGCAUGGAGCAUUAUACUUGUAUGGUUGAUAUGUUGGGUAGAGCUGGCAAAAUACAAGAAGCUGUAGAAGUGGUUGAGAAGAUGGAGAUGGAGCCUGACGAGGCUUUGUGGAGAGCAUUGCUUGGGGCAUGCAGAUUUCAUGGGAUUUUUCAGAUUACAGUUAGAAAAAGGAUGUUUAUAUUAGCAGAUCAGUGAAUCAAUGGGAAGUUCAAUGGGAGUGCUUCAAAACUCACAAGAUAGAGAAGCAAUUUGAUGUACAGUGACUCAUGCUUAUUUCCAUUGAUUUAUAACUUUUUUAUGUUUUUACAUACAAUUCAAAAAUACGUGCACUUCAAAAUGGUUAUGUCCUGAAUGCCUGGUGCCUGUUGGCCAUCAAAAAAAAAAAAACAAUAACACAAUUUUUUUUGGUGCAAGCACACAUAAUUAUUACUCACGGUCAAAGUGAUUCAAGUUACUAAGGUCCUCUUCUUUUGGAUUUAUUUUUAGUUUAGUUAAUAUCAGUUUAAUUUAGUUACUUUCAGUUUAGUUUGGUCCAAUUUCUUUCAGCAAUUCAGUUUUUAAUAGUUUAUUUCAUUUCAGUUAAGUUCAA
Beta vulgaris subsp. vulgaris (sugar beet) is the source of this 1653-nucleotide messenger RNA. Its product is annotated as pentatricopeptide repeat-containing protein At2g02980, chloroplastic. Gene Ontology annotation, biological process: RNA modification. The transcript has 2 exons. The coding region runs from base 336 to 1259 and encodes 307 amino acids. Lineage: Eukaryota; Viridiplantae; Streptophyta; Magnoliopsida; Caryophyllales; Amaranthaceae. Gene Ontology annotation, molecular function: protein binding; RNA binding. The record is from RefSeq and is a predicted model, not a curated record.